AUGGUCUCCCUACCGCAACGGAUGCGAAAGCUGCAAACGAAACUGCUCGCCAUACGACUCGGAUCCGGUGCCCUCGUGCUGCCCAAGGAAGUUAAGCGGAUACACAUGCGCUUUGCGCCUCAAAUCAACGGCGGGCAUAUGGGGCCUAGGAAAUUCUGGCGCCACGAACUCGUCCGCCUGAAAUACCACAACCCGGCCGUCCCCAUGACCAUAGAUCGCAGCAUCUUCCAGGACGAUCCCGCCGUGAUGUCCGUUCACUUCGGUGAAGCAGGCUCCGCUCCUACUUUGUCAUCACAGCCCUCGGUGGACGAGCGGGUAGAAAGGAUCAACAUGACGAACUACACAAAUUCUGAGAUUCUGGAUGCUUUAGUACGAUUGACGAAGGCGCAGCCUGUGGAACCCACGGCCGAGGAGCAUGAAGAGUUGGCGAAGCUGGAAGAGCAGAGGAGGAAGAGUGAGAGGAAUAGUAAGCUGAGUCAGGAGGUGAGGGCGAAAGUGAAGAGGGAGAAAGAGCUUUUGGAGCAGGCUCGGGGUGACCUCGCAGCGCAGGCCGCGUGA
This is a messenger RNA of Fulvia fulva, 558 nucleotides long. RefSeq lists its product as uncharacterized. Gene Ontology annotation, cellular component: mitochondrion. The transcript is spliced from 2 exons. NCBI's taxonomy places the organism in Eukaryota, Fungi, Ascomycota, Dothideomycetes, Mycosphaerellales, Mycosphaerellaceae. Gene Ontology annotation, molecular function: structural constituent of ribosome. The record is from RefSeq and is a predicted model, not a curated record. Bases 1 to 558 code for a protein of 185 amino acids.